GCCCGGGCAGCCUGCGGGGCAGGUCCGUGGCGCAGCUGGCGGUGAUCCUGCUGGACCACGGCAUCGUGCUCGUGGCCGUCGAGAGGCUUGCGCGCAGGGGCACCGUGGAGGACGAGGGCAUGCACCUGUUCCCCGGCCCGGAGACGUUCCGGCUCAGGAGGGGCGACCGCUUGUUCUGCAUCGCCCGGACACAGCGGGAGCUCCACCAAGUGAUCAUG
Prorocentrum cordatum is the source of this 218-nucleotide messenger RNA. NCBI's taxonomy places the organism in Eukaryota, Dinophyceae, Prorocentrales, Prorocentraceae. The record is from the annotation of a GenBank genome assembly.